AUUGGACCGCUGUGGUUUGUCAGAGAUGAGCUGUUCCUCUCUGGUCUCAGCUCUGAAGUCCAACCCCUCACAUCUCACACAACUGGACUUGGGUCAUAACACAGACCUGUGUGAUUCAGGAGUGUUUCAUCUGUGUGGUUUUCUGCAGAGUCCAGACUGUCGACUGGAGACUCUCAGAUUGUACAGAUGUGGUUUGUCAGAGAUGAGCUGUUCCUCUCUGGCUGCAGCUCUGAAGUCCAACCCCUCACAUCUCACAGAACUCCACCUGGGUGGUAACACAGACCUGUGUGAUUCAGGAGUGUUUCAUCUGUGUGGUUUUCUGCAGAGUCCAGACUGUCGACUGGAGACUCUCAGUUUGGUGUGGUGUGGUUUGUCAAAGAGGAGCUGUUCCUCUCUGGCCUCAGCUCUGAAGUCCAACCCCUCACAUCUCACAGAAUUGGAGCUGUAUGGUAACGACCUGAGUUCAUCAGAUGUGAAGGAGCUCGAGGAGCUUAAACAGAGUCGUCACUAUCGACUGGAGACACCUGAAGUGAGUAGUGACUUUAUGUUUUGAGCCUGGAGCAGUCGCACACAUUUCCUUCUGUCCUCAAACUGACUCAUGGAGCGGCUCCUUACAGUUUUUUGAUUCACUUUGACACACUUCUCUAUUGAACACUGACAUUUACUAAACAGCUCACACACAACUCCAAACAGAGUUGGAGUUUUCCUAAACUCUAACUAUGAGGACGGCAUUGAUCUGAUCAACUCUAUUUAUGCUGAACAAACAGAAGAGACGUCAGAUUAGCAAACACAUCACAGUGUUUCUCUAGAUUCUGGGGAGACUUUGGUGGCUCUGAUCAUUUCCAUUUGAAUCAUUUCAUCUCAUACAAUGAGUGGAGUUUAAAUGACCUUUACUGUCUAUAUUUGACCUUCAAGCCGUCCUUUUUGACCUCUAUACUUACUUUAAAUGUUUAGAAUAAGACAAAAGUGUGAUGUUGUGAUGCCAGUGUAAAGUCCAGGUUGUUUUUAGACUAUGGGAGAGAAGUUUAGACUCUGAGGGCCACCGUAGUCUCCUCUAUUAAAGUGAAACUGUGCAUCAGCACUGCUUCUGCUGCAUGUGAUGUCUGUGUUGGUAAAUGGUCACAUUUUUCUAUAGUGCUUUUCCACCUUCAAGGCACUCAACAACGAGGAACCACUCACCCAUUCACACACACACAAGUGUCUUGCCCAAGGACACAACAACAGCAUUCAUCUGUGGGAGCUGGAUCACACCAGCCAACCUGUGAUGUUUAUGUUGAGAGUUGGAUUCAAACCCUCAACCUUCAGAUCAGUGGGCAAAUGCUCUACCAACUGAGCUACUGCUGCCCCAGAAUCAAACAGGACAUUUAGCUACACAUUUUAACCAUCACUCCUCUAUUCAAAUUUGACAUAUUUGACACAUAAAAAAAAUAACAAAUAUAAAAUAGCUACAACUUAAAUGUCAAACUGGAGCUACUGGCAAUGGUGAAAACAAACUGCAUAGGCUCAUGAUAUCUGCAGUAGUGUCCCAUAGUGACCUGACCUAUAACUUUGUACACAACUCGCUGCACAUCAGCCCGGAGCAGAAGCUCUGAGUUCGGGAAACAGCAGCAUCCACAGCACUAAAGACACAGGAGCAUCACUGUAGCGCGCAGCCCCUCAGGACGGGGCUG
This is a messenger RNA of Boleophthalmus pectinirostris (great blue-spotted mudskipper), 1670 nucleotides long. RefSeq names its product ribonuclease inhibitor-like. The record is from RefSeq and is a predicted model, not a curated record. Lineage: Eukaryota; Metazoa; Chordata; Actinopteri; Gobiiformes; Gobiidae. Gene Ontology annotation, molecular function: protein binding. Bases 26 to 553 code for a protein of 175 amino acids. The transcript has 3 exons.